UCUUGAUAAAUUAAAAAAACAUUCUUUGAUCGAUGUAACAAUCUCAAGGAUUUUCCAUCAUAUCAACAAGGCUUCAAGAUCUCUUUCCAUAUCCGGUGAAACACAGCGCACACUCCACAUGUUUGCGUAAAUUCCCCACAGAAAAAAACGGGUAAUUGGAUCGCAGAAUCAAUCAAGAUUGAUUCAUGGGUUCGAGCGAGGAAAUGCCGGAGGGCACGGUGAAGAACAUUCUGGAGCAGGAGUCGCUCAAGUGGGUGUUCGUCGGCGGCAAAGGCGGAGUGGGGAAGACAACGUGCAGCUCAAUCAUGUCGAUUCUGCUGGCCAAUGUAAGACCCUCUGUGCUUAUCAUCUCCACUGACCCCGCCCAUAACCUCAGCGAUGCGUUCCAGCAGAGGUUCACCAAGAUCCCCACUCUCGUUAACGGCUUCACAAACUUGUAUGCAAUGGAAGUUGAUCCUAAUGUGGAAAAUGAGGAAAACCUUAGUUCAGAUGGCACCGAUGGGUUUAUGUCGGACUUGACAAAUUCAAUCCCUGGAAUCGAUGAGGCUAUGAGUUUUGGAGAAAUGCUCAAGUUAGUGCAGACUAUGGAUUAUUCUGUUAUAGUGUUUGAUACAGCUCCAACAGGUCAUACUCUUCGGUUGCUACAAUUUCCAUCGACAUUAGAGAAAGGUCUUUCAAAGUUGAUGAGUUUGAGGAAUAAGUUUGGUGGAAUGUUCACCCAGAUGACUCGCUUGUUUGGUGUUGAUAAUGAUUUUGGUGAAGAUGACAUCCUGGGGAAGCUUGAAGGCAUGAAAGAUGUGAUCGAACAAGUAAACAGACAAUUUAAGGAUCCCGAUUUGACUACUUUCAUCUGUGUUUGCAUUCCGGAGUUCCUGUCUCUGUAUGAAACUGAACGGCUAGUUCAGGAGCUUACCAGAUUUGAAAUAGAUACUCAUAAUAUCGUUAUUAACCAAGUAAUCUUCGAUGAAGAAGUUGUUGAAUCAAAAUUGCUCAAAGCUAGAAUGCAAAUGCAACGGAAGUAUCUGGAUCAGUUCUACGUGUUGUAUGACGACUUCAACAUAACUAGGCUGCCAUUGCUGCCUCAGGAAGUAUAUUACUAUAAUCGCAUUGAUGCUUUCGAUGUAGUCCUACCAUAUCCCGCUCUCUCUCUCUCUCUCUCUCUCUCUCUGACACUAGAUGUUAUUGAACAGGUUUGUGGAGUUCAAGCCUUGCAAGCCUUUUCGAAACAUUUUUUAACGCAAUAUGAAGCAUCCGUUCAACGAGGGUCAGUAGAGGAGGUAGAGCAGAGAGUAUCGAUUUUAAAAGGAAAGCUCCAAGAAGCUGAAUCGGAACUUGAAAUAGUUAAAAAAGGGAAACAGAAGGCUUGAUAUCCAACACAGAUUGCUGGCGUAACAGAUUGUCUCCGUCCCAGAAACAGUCGCAUCGCAGCCCCUGACGUCGUUCCAGCUUGACUCCGGAAUCAUCCACUCCAGAAAUUCUUUUUCCUGAAGGCCAAUAAGUGAUUUUUAAUUUUUUUUUUGAUUUUUUUUAAAAUUUUGUAAUAUGCAUGAUCUCAAUCAAGGCAAUUUUGUAUCUGACCAGAAAUUCACAGAUUAUUUCUAUUCAAUUGUCAACAUUUACAGGCUUUCUAUAAAA
Messenger RNA from Salvia splendens (bonfire salvia), 1635 nucleotides. RefSeq names its product ATPase GET3A. Gene Ontology annotation, biological process: tail-anchored membrane protein insertion into ER membrane. The transcript is spliced from 6 exons. Gene Ontology annotation, molecular function: ATP binding; ATP hydrolysis activity. NCBI's taxonomy places the organism in Eukaryota, Viridiplantae, Streptophyta, Magnoliopsida, Lamiales, Lamiaceae. The record is from RefSeq and is a predicted model, not a curated record. The coding region runs from base 186 to 1367 and encodes 393 amino acids. Gene Ontology annotation, cellular component: GET complex.